This is a messenger RNA of Psammomys obesus (fat sand rat), 2207 nucleotides long. Its product is annotated as amine oxidase [flavin-containing] A. Gene Ontology annotation, molecular function: oxidoreductase activity. The record is from RefSeq and is a predicted model, not a curated record. Lineage: Eukaryota; Metazoa; Chordata; Mammalia; Rodentia; Muridae.
GGUAAUUCGCCAGCCAGUAGGCAGGAUUUACUUUGCAGGCACGGAGACAGCAACAGAGUGGAGUGGCUACAUGGAAGGAGCAGUCCAAGCUGGAGAACGAGCAGCUCGAGAAGUCUUGAAUGCUCUAGGAAAAGUGGCCAAGAAAGACAUAUGGGUUCAAGAGCCUGUGUCCAUGGAUGUUCCAGCAUUUGAAAUUACCCACACUUUUCUGGAGAGGAACCUGCCUUCUGUUCCUGGCCUGCUAAAGAUCACUGGGUUUUCCACUUCUGUGGCUCUUCUCUACUUCAUGUUGCACAAGUUUAAACUGCUUCCACGAUUUUGAAGUUUUUCAUCCUCAGGCUUCCUGCUUGAUCAUUUGUAGCACCAUCACCAUCAAAAUGAAAAUGUGGAUGAAUGAUAGCCUGUGUCUUAGGCCAUUUAAGUGCACUUGAUUUAACCCUCCUCAGUUUAAUAUCAGUCUUUGUAAAGUGAUAACAAUCCAAAGAAUCACCUAGUUAAUUUCAAUGAGAUCAAGUUGCAUCCUGUUUGUUAGACUAAUUCAUGUUAGUUGAUAGAAUAAACCUUGUGUGUGCCUAUUUUAAAAAGGUGAAAUGUUUAUGAGGAAUAAUUUCUGGGUUCUGUUUUUCUUGCUUUUAAUGCAAAAUACUUAAUCAUUUAAGAAAUAAACCACUUGAUAUCGUGUCUUUUUUUUGUCAUUCCACAGACAUGUAGAGUAAAAUAGUGGCUAAAAUAUACCCUAGAUAUCCUCACUGACUAGUUCCAUGUGAGACAAACUACAAUAGACACUGUAUUUUCUGGACUGUAUCUAGACAUGAACAGGUGUUUGUCAGUAACAUUCUGUUCUGAUUUGAGGAAUGUACCCUUUUUUUUAAAAUGUGGAUUAUGGCUGUCUGAUCAAUUACGUCUCCAAGCUUACCUGUGUCUUCAACAUGGUUAAAUAUUAGCAUGCCAUUUUCUUCCAAGUACCAAAGGACACAUUAAAUUUUCUCUAUUGUUAUUUAUGAUACAGUCAAAUACAGAAAUGAAAUUAGGGCUCUAUGUGAAAACAUCACUUGUUUUAAUUAUGAGGUUUUAUAACAGAUAUCAAAUUGAAUGAUUAUAUAUAUUCAGACUCAGUUUUCCAUCUUAGGUGUUUUGUUGGUCCAGAAGGGUGCCUAUCUCUUCUCUUUCCCAUUUGAGAAACUGUCAAUAUUCAAAAGAAAAAAAAUCCGAAGGUUUCAACCACAAAGCACUUUCUUUUUUAAAAAAAUGUAAACCAUUUUAUUAUUUAAGAAGAAUUAAAAGAUUGCCAGCACAUGCCAGCCAACCCGAGUCUAUUAUACUGGCUGUAUCCUAAAUGCGGACCUCUGGGUGCUGCUGUGAAAGCUUGCGAUCUAGAUUUUCUGCCCUGCUUUAUCUUGUAAUUCAGAAGCAUUUUUAACUUAAAAAGUUUCAGGGAUAUCUUGGAUAUUCUCCAGUACAUAAGGAGUUGCCUUGAUUCAAAUAAAACUAUAGUGAGGAUUCUCAGCACUGAUAUGCUACACCUGUGUGUGUUAACUUACUAACUCAGUCCUGACAUACCCUAAAAUUAUUUAAAUAGCAGAAUUGGCAAGAAUUCUAACAAUAUUCAGAUUGUUAACAUUGAAAUAUUGAAUGUUGAAAACCUCCUAAGCUGGCAUUUUACCCCUUUCUACUUCUGAAAAAAAAAAAAAAAAACACAAAACUGUUAAUCUAUCCUGAUGAUAUCAACCCUUUUAAGUUAUAGUUUGUGUAUUAAAAUGAUUUCCAGUACAGAUGUGCUUAGACAUGUAAUGGGAGUUGAGAAACACCAUAUGUGAGAUUGUGUACCACAAAUACAACAUAGGUCUCUUUUUUGAAACAGAGAAACGAAAGUCAUUUUAAGAGGUUCAUAAUCCCCUUCCUAGUCCUGAAGGCGGCCUUCCUCCAUAGUUAGGAUGAGAAUUAGAUUUAAAAGUACACCUUUUUGUCACAGAUGUUAAAUAUGAUCUCGUAUUACACUGAAAAAAAAAUGUAAGCUUUAUCAAAGGACUGUGAAUUAUGUUUUGUUUGAUGGUUGUGAACAUGAUACCUAAUGUUCCAUGUUCAAAACUGGCCCCAGAGCUACAUGUAUCCAUAUGUACAAGAUUUGCCACUGAAUUAAGAUUUUGUCUGUAUGGUACUGGGUUUUGCUGUUGUUAUUAAUAAAAUGUGAUGCUAGUCUUCAUUCA